Frankliniella occidentalis (western flower thrips) is the source of this 703-nucleotide messenger RNA. RefSeq lists its product as uncharacterized. Gene Ontology annotation, cellular component: ribonuclease P complex. Gene Ontology annotation, biological process: tRNA 5'-leader removal. NCBI's taxonomy places the organism in Eukaryota, Metazoa, Arthropoda, Insecta, Thysanoptera, Thripidae. The coding region runs from base 136 to 624 and encodes 162 amino acids. Gene Ontology annotation, molecular function: ribonuclease P RNA binding. The transcript has 4 exons. The record is from RefSeq and is a predicted model, not a curated record.
AAAAAGCGCUUUUCCCGCCCGCUAGCCCCAAUUUUUCAUAUCCCCAUGGUUGUUUGUUUUGUGCUUGACAACUUAUACACUUACAUGUGUUUUGAUGCCAAAGACGAUUUUAACAGUCUAAUUUGAGUGACAGACAUGGUUCGCUACAAAAACAGAUACAUCGCUGUCGAAGUUAAUCCCUUGGGUCUUUCAGGUACCAAGUCGUUUUCUCUCAAUGGUCGAGAUUUGUACAAAGCAGUUCUCGAUGCAGUACAAAAAUUGCAUGGUGAUUUUGGAGUUGCUGCAAUAAGUUCAGGAUAUUCUGCCAAAUAUUGCAAUGAAGUAACUCGGAUAGCACUGCUACGAGCCAGACAUGGCCCUCACCGAAUCUUAGCCUCAGCAUUGCCCACUGUAACUCACGUGGGGCAAAAGAGUGCUACAUUGCGAACAAUUUACAGCGGUGCCACUAUCAGGCACUGCUUAUUGUUUCUUCAGCAAUAUCAACGAGCUGCUCUUGUCAAGAUGUGGUCCAAACAACGCAAUGAUGAGGAACGGCAUGCCUUAGAGGCUGCUGUAAUGGAUCUCAGUGCUGUUGAGAAUUUUCAGCUCAAACGAGAACAUCAUGAACACAAAGCUACUAGCUGAGUCACAACUAUAUUGAAUUGUAAAUAUUAUUUUCUGUAUCCAAAUCUAUUAUUUAAAUACAUUUCUAGGGCCAAUUUCA